UAAAAUUUGACCAAUUUGGAACUACGAACGGGAACGGCUUUUCUAAAUGUUUAUGCUAUGCAAAUCGCCCACAUAAAUGCAUGACAAAUGUGCUGACGUUGGCACAAGCCAAUAUCAUGGAAGGAAGUUGGAUUUGGGAUGGCUGCUAAAGACCUACCCUUAUUUAAAAAAAAUAUUUCAUAAGAUAAAAAUAGAAACAGUACACAUGUUUCGUGCACAAUCUGUCACGAACAUAAAGAUGAAGCUUCCAGAGUAGCCAGAAAUGGGACUGUUCCGAUUGCCUCAGGAGUUGGAGCAGAUGGUGUGCAAAGGCUACAGCAGAUUAUUGAUCAUAUUGAUUCCAACGUCCACGCCGCUGCCAUGAAUGCAAAGAAAGCGGCGAAAUUAUGGAAGCAGCAAUCCGACAAACUCCCUUGGGUUAAAACUUUAAAAAAGCAUAGAGCAAUGGUUGUCCACGACUUAAUUGGCUUAUGCAUUGACGUUUACAACGAUUCUUUGCUUGAAACGCCCACUGCUCGUACUUGGCCAGCUCGUUCAUUGGCAGCAAUGCGUGCUAAAUCAAUACAAUGCCAGCUGAAUGAUUCGAAUGACUGGGAAAUUCAGCUGGAUGAGUUUCAGCCCCGUGGUUCUGCACUUCAUUACAGGGAUGACGUCGUUUAUGCUGAAAUGCUUCACGUUAUUGGAGAUACAGAGAAGAAGAAACUUCGUGACGAGUUUAAAUCGGCUGGAAGUGUAGAUCGUGGUAAUCAAGACAUGAAGUACGUUGUUGCUAAGUAUGUUACCAAGGAUCAACCUACAGUACUCCGCAGUCGUUUCAGAGGAAUUAGUCAGCCAGAAUCGAAAGGAGCCAAAGGAAUGCUCGAGGCGACGGUCAACACUUGUGAAAAAUCUUUUAAUUAUUAGUUGGCGUCACAACUGAUGGAGAAGCUGCCAAUACUGGAAGAGAAAGUGGCCUUUGGAAAUUGCUUAUCUAGGACAUAAACUACUAACUGUAUGGUGUUACUGUUAUCGAUCUGACCUAGCAAUGGAAUCGGCCUUAGAAUUCGUUCCUGAACUAAAAAUGUGGAUGAGUAAUAUAACAGGAACUUCGAGGUAUUUUCGAACCUCUCCCACAAAACUGAAGAAAAUGUAACAAAUGUUUCCCGAAUAUCUGUCAUUCCCAGUUUUGGCAAGAAUUGAGAGCCGACCCGGAACCUUCCAUGCGUCGUGAAAAAGCUACUGCAGCAAGAAUGCUCAAGACAUGGGAUAGUGAGAAUUCUCUCCAACGGAAGCAAACGUGUUUGAUGGCAGACAUUACUCCCAUUUUACAAACCUUGCAGAAACAUCUCCAGAAGGGAGAUUUAAUCUUGCCUGACGUAAUAACUGUAAGAAACAACGCGAAAAUUACUGUUGAUGGUAGACAACCCGUUUCAUGGGGCUACGAAGAAAAGCUGGUGAAUGAUGAAGCGUCGGGUGAGGGUGAGCAAAACUUGGCAAGGAAGAGGCGAAAAAUUGGUAACAUGUUCGUUACCACUGGCGUCCGAGAAUGGUCGGCAGUCAGGAAAGAAGUGGUUUUGUCCUUCAUAAAUUUUUUGAAGGAACGUUUAAAUAUUGAAGAAAGCAGCGUUAUGAAAGCGUUCACUUUGUUCUUAAACGCCAAGACCCCUAAGGAG
Onthophagus taurus is the source of this 1652-nucleotide messenger RNA. The record is from RefSeq and is a predicted model, not a curated record. NCBI's taxonomy places the organism in Eukaryota, Metazoa, Arthropoda, Insecta, Coleoptera, Scarabaeidae.